This is a messenger RNA of Paramormyrops kingsleyae, 3535 nucleotides long. It is a transcript of the gene wbp1lb, whose product is annotated as WW domain binding protein 1-like b. The record is from RefSeq and is a predicted model, not a curated record. NCBI's taxonomy places the organism in Eukaryota, Metazoa, Chordata, Actinopteri, Osteoglossiformes, Mormyridae.
CCGGGUACUUAAUUAGUUAUGUAGCUCGGGGGUCUGACGAGAUUACCAGGGCUAAAGGGAAGUUGUCGCUAUACAGUAUAUAUAUAUUUUUGUUUUUUGGAGUUUGUGCUGUACAUGCGUUGACAGCGAGGCGUCAGUCUGGCUCUCAACAUGGGCAUGUUUUUGCUCCAAAUCGUUUCCGUUAGCUCCACCGCGACGGCAGUCGAGGAGAACAAAUUAUACUGCGAUGGAGUAAACAAUCAGAGCUACACAUGUGAGUCAGGACACUGCUGUGGACAGUCUCAGUGCUGCAGUUACUACUACGAGCUCUGGUGGUUCUGGCUGGUGUGGGCCGUGAUCUUCAUCCUGAGCUGCUGCUGCAUUUGCCACCACCGCCGCACAAAGCACAGGCUGCAGCAACAGCAGCGGCAGCACGAGAUCAACCUCAUCGCUUACCGGGAAGCUCACAAUUACUCUUCUCUUCCCUUCUAUUUCAGGUUUCUGCCAAAUUACCUCUUACCCGAAUAUGAGGAAGUGGUCAACCACCCCCCCACCCCCCCUCCUCCUUAUAGCGCCUUGAACUCCAGUCAGACGGCUGCUUCCAGCCCUUUAACCCCUGAGCACCUGGACGGUCUUCAGCUCCCCUCGCAGUCCACUGCGCACCCCCCCUCCGGAGACGCGCACCCCUCCCACCACAGCGUGGAGGAGUGCACCUUUCCGACAGACUACAUCCAAAAAGAGGAGAGCAAGGCCCAGCUGGCUCCGGGUUCCGGCAGGCCCGAGCUUCCGGAAGUUUCUGUCAGGGAGUCACCCUGUCCUGAAAAGCAGGGGGGAGACUGCUGCAAGGAGCUGCUGAAGGAUACAGAAUACUGGAAGGAGGAGGAAGAGCAGGAGGGAGUGGAGGAGGGGAGAAUGGCGGGCCGGCACCGUCGCUUCACUGGCGACUCCGGAAUCGAAGUGUGUGUGUGCAGCCCGGUGCAGGAGAGGGAGGCUCUGCAGGAGCUGGGCGAGUUGCUAGGCGACCACCCGGAGGCGCCCGCGGACUUCUGCGACGACUGCGCCUCCUGUGGCCGCCACGCCUCCUUCAGGGAUGAGGGGCAGGGCCAGCCCACAGCUGAGAGGAGGGCGGAGUCCCAGGCACAACCUCCCAGCUGCGUGCUGUUGCAUACCAUAAGUGAGCAGGAAGGGCCGAACUAGGCUGCCAGCACUGAGCCCCGAAGCUGAGCUGCAUUCAGACCACCGAAGCACUGAGGCAGGGUGCUAAGCACUGACUUCCCUCUUACUCCAGCUGCUCUGGUAUAUUUCUGCGUGAUGAUUGGAGUCAGGCUGGAGCAGAGCAGGCCACCGGCACCGACGCCCAAAGCAGACGCACCACCAAAGGACUGAGAUGGAGAGCUGAGGACUGUCCAGCACUCCGUCGCUAAUAUUUCAGUGUAAUGAUUAAAGAGUCAGGCCAGGCCAGAGCAGGCCGCCACUGAGACCCAAAGCUGAGCUGCCAAUGCACUACCAAAGGACUGAGAGUGAAAGCUAAGAACUCUCCACUGGUAUUCUUCUCUAAUGGUUAAAGAGUUUCCUUGUAUACCAGACUCUCCAAGCCCAGUAAAGCCUUUAGCAAGCAUUCUGUAAGCACUUUUCAUGUUAGGCAGUGGUGGCCUGUCACUUCUGGGGGGGGGGGCUGCAUUUAAAUAUGGGGUGAAGGCUUCCCCAGUGCCUGCAUGUCUGACAGUACAGAUGUAAUGAUGGCACAAUUUUCAAUAACAGUUUGGGGGGGGGGCAAAUCUCUUAUCACUGUUAUUUAUGGGGAAAACUGCCCUGGCACACUAAAGCUGUUUCAAGCCCCCCCUCCCCCCCAGCAGGUAUGCAGUACUAGUGGCUGUCACAUGCAUAUGCACAGUACAAGGUCCCUGCUAACAGUAUUGUACAAAGCCAAGUAUCACUUAAACAUGGUGCACAGCUAAGCUCUAGCAGUAAGAACGCCAUAUAUUAUCCUGGAUCCUAUCCCUCUAGCGUUAUACUGUAACUCAGUUAUGUAUGUAGGCUGACUCAUAGGGAAAUGAAUGUGUAUUUAGCAGUGGUGUAUGCCUAUCGUCAUUUUGCACACAGUAUAUCUAUCUACAAUGGUCUACAUUGUUGAGAAAAUUUAAGUAAGUUUCUGCACAAGUUGUCUUAAUUCACAUCACCAGUCUUGUCUGCAAGUGAAAUUGACAAAAAGCUUGAUUAAAUAUUGACAAUUUUUUACACAGUGUGAUUACAUAGUAAUUUUUAAAAGUUUCCAUUGAUAGGGAUAUCUGUCUGUCAGGUAGAAAUUUUGAUGUCUGUGACUGACGAGUAAAUUCAUUCAAGUGGACAUCCGGCAAGUACGAUUGUCUUCCUGGGGCCUUCGCUGCUGAAUGGACAGUUAGCGGUUUCAUACCAGGCUGACUCAUGUUUUUACGUAAAGGUGAAGGUCCACCGGUAUGUCCUACAUGUAAAACUCCUUUAACUUUUAAAUGCAUUUUUUGGUAUUGUCCUUCUUUUAACGCCUUUAGUCAUAUUCACCAUAUUACUGACUCUUUAAAAGAGGUUUGUAGUAAAGUCAAGCCGGAGGUGUGUGUGUUUUUUUUUUUUUUUUUUUUUAAAAAGAUUUUUCUAAAAAGCUAAUAAGCACUUUUAUAUUGUUUUAUCUUUCUUAACAUUAUAUAAUUAGACUUUCUUUGGUUGUUCAACCAUUUUUAUUUGCUCUAGUUGCUGGUGUGGCCUUAAAAGGCAACAUGACUAACAUAACUAAGCUUCGUAUGGUAGGUGGGGUGGAUAUGUCUGAGUUUAAUGGAGCUGGAUUUUGUCUGUAUUGAAAACCAAAGCAUUUUCCGGAAUCUGAAGGAAGGUAGGGUACUCGACUGUGAAUGCUGGGAAAAGGGGCGGUGACCUCUGUUUGCAUCUCAGUUAGCGCCCCCCCCCCCCCCUCUCCUGUGCAUUUUCUGGAUUAUUUUCAAGUUUGUCUGGCCUUCUCUCUAGGCCAAGUGGAUAAAGACUAUUUUAAUAGUAAUAUCUCUGUGCUUUAAAAAGGCCAAGGCUCAUCUGCCAAGUAAGCAUCCAUUUGUGAUGUUACGAAGGCGUGGAUGAAGUGGAAUUAAGUGACAGUACAAAUACUCCUGAUUAUGCACUGUGUGAACCAGACCACUGCCGUCAUGCCUACUGUCAUCGCUGAUGUCUUCACUGUCCUUAAGAGGGUGACAGUUUUUUUCAGUUCCGCUGUAGUCUUACUGAAACUUUUUCCAUAUGAUGUUUUGUAUAAAGCAUUUAUUUGCAUUCCUGAGAAUAUUUUGUUUAAUAUUUAAUAUAUAUAUAUAUAUUCAAAUAAUAUAUGUAUACUGCAAACGCAGUCUGCAGUCUAAUUGUUUUUAUGCAUCUUGUUCCUCAGCAUUAACAACCAGUGCAAUAAGUGUAACUUUUCAAGGUAAAUGUAAAGAGAAAUAUUCUGGUGUUCCUAUUGACGCCUACGUAUUACCUGUCACCCAUUUAAAAGGGAAGGAUAGACAUUAUUUACAAAAAAUAAUAAAGUUGACAAAAAGCUUGA